AUGCCUUCUCAUACUACUGUAAUUGUUAUUAUAUCUACGAAGGAGAACUUUAGCUCUUUAACGCAAGGUUUUGCCAAGUAUCAAAUAUCUGAGAACGAUUUUAAGAUCGUUCAUUGGAAAUAUUUUUAUCCCUUUAAUCAACCUUAUACUGAAUUUUCGGUUGGAGAUAUU
This is a messenger RNA of Scutellospora calospora, 171 nucleotides long. The record is from the annotation of a GenBank genome assembly. NCBI's taxonomy places the organism in Eukaryota, Fungi, Glomeromycota, Glomeromycetes, Diversisporales, Gigasporaceae.